Theileria parva strain Muguga is the source of this 739-nucleotide messenger RNA. RefSeq names its product Translation initiation factor IF-3 domain protein. The transcript is spliced from 2 exons. Gene Ontology annotation, molecular function: translation initiation factor activity. The coding region runs from base 166 to 723 and encodes 185 amino acids. Gene Ontology annotation, biological process: translational initiation. NCBI's taxonomy places the organism in Eukaryota, Apicomplexa, Aconoidasida, Piroplasmida, Theileriidae. The record is from RefSeq and is a predicted model, not a curated record.
UUUACAGGAAUAAAAAGAAUUUUAAACUUAGAUAUAUCAAAAUUUUACCAGUUAAAUUAUUUUACAUAUCUAAAGAAUAUAAAUCAGUAUUCCACGACAAAGAAGUUUUUAAAGGAUGAUGAGAUAUUGGCUGAAAAAGUCAGAGUUUUGAAGGAUAAGAAAUUUAUGGGUGAUUACUCCAUCCAUGAAGCCAAGUUACUUGCCAAGAAAUUUAAUUCAAAUUUAAUUCUUUUCAAGCCAAAUUCAGUCCCACCAAUUUGUAUCAUACAGAACUAUUCAGAUUUUAUCCAAUCACUUUCGAAUCCCACAACACCCUCUGUUAGUGCUGAGAGUAAAGUGGAAGAAGAUAAGGGCGUUUACUCCUUUGACCCAUCUUUAAAGAGCAAAACCGUUCAAAUAUCUGAAAAUUGUGCUAUUCCUGACCUGAACAGAAAAUUAUCUUCAAUUCGUAAGUUCAUUACUUCUGGUCACAAGGUUGAUAUUAUACUUCAAACUACCAAUAAAAGUAAGAAAUUUACUGGAAAUAAACAAAACAACAAUAAAGUUAAUGAUGCAAUAAUAGAUGAAAAGGAUUCCAAGUUAUAUAAGGAGGAUGAGGGUACACUAAUUCAGAGGAUCGAUCACAUAUAUUCAAGGCUAAAUGACAUAGCGAAGCCUUUCACUGUAAAAAACAAACUUAACCUUAAUUCUAGACAAAUUAUUAUAAAAUUUUACCCUAAAUAAUAAUUUAUUAAGUUGU